GAUACGAGCGAGCCCUGGCAGCCAGUAUGGCGGAAGAUGAAUGUUUGUACGACUUGGAUAUGCUCGAGUUACAGCUACAGUGCUUGUUGACUCGCUAUCCGAGCGACGAGUUGCAGAAGGACAGCAAGCGCUUUUGCUCCGACUACUUUGAGUUGGUGAAGGAAUACACCACUCGUUGGAGUGUACCCCUCCCUCAACUCAGGAUCAUUGAAAAGGCUCUACUCUACUUUACCCAAGCCACUUCCUCACUGACAACCAGCUGCGAUCAUCUCCUCAACACACUCAGUAGUCUGGCUCUGAGUAUUUAUGAGUUGCUACUUUUCUUUGAUGCCAACUCUUUUGACCAAGAGCCGCUGAAACAUUUUACUAGUACAUUCCAGGAAUGCUAUGCUGCCCUUGCCAGGCAUCAGAAUGUUCACUUACAGCAGGUGGCAUACCUGAUCCAAAAUGGUGGGCCUUGGGCAAGCAAGUCCAUGCAGGCGAUCCUCAGUGACUCCUGUUUGUUGCAGAAUGAAGUGGACCAAUAUCUCAGCUCUGAGCUGCCUGUGUUUUUUGAACUUCGGGUGCGCUACCUUCUGUCCUGUGGGCGGGUCACUGAAGCUUUGGCCCUGGCUAAACGUUGUGCUCAGCACCGUGCCACUGGGAAACACUUGUUCUUCCUGCAAACCUACCUCACAUGGCUGCUGAAGACUUCCCAACAGGAUCGUCUACAGAAAGAGGUGGCUGACUUUACUGGCAAGGAUGCGGUUCACAUCAUCUGCAGUUUGGAGUUUGAGGAAACGGAUGAGACACUUCUUGCCCUGAGCCGCGUCUUUCUGGCCCACCAGCUUAAGACGAGGGACAUGCAGUGUUUGUGUGAUUUGGUUUUCAUCUGGAGCAAACUUCACAAUCGGCUGGACACACCGAAGGAAGCGUUCAUUGAGGAGAGUCUUCAGCUGAUGUCCUCAUCCACUGAUGUCCACUCGAUAUUCCCCUUCAUCAGGGCACUAACUCAAGAGCUGGGCGAAGAGGCAAUGCAGUUUUGUGUGGAGAUUUGCGCCAAAGCCCUGCAGUCGUGCCUUCCUUGUGACGUCUUCACCAAGUCCCUGCUUUACAAAACCAUCGCCGGUCUCCUGCAGAACGACCUGGAGGUGUGCAGAGCAUGUGCCCUCCUCGUCUUCUUCCUGGAGCGAUCCGUGGAGGCCUACAAGCUGGUGUACGUGCUUUACAUGCACCCAGACCAAGAGUACCAUGUGGAUCAUAAUCCAAUCCAAAACCACAUACGCUUUGAAACCCUACAGGUGUUAAAAAAGGACUUGUAUUUUGACCCAGAGUUUUGGAACCUUUUUGCUCUACAGACCAACUGCUUAGAGCUGAUGAGUGAGAAGGUGGUUGGGGAUGCCCUCAAGGAAGUCAUGGAGGAAAAAUGGAUCAUUAGCUACUGCCACAAACUGUUUCCUUUUGGAUCAAGACUCCUCAGUAGGCUAAAUGAUUGCAAUGAUGCAGCAGUGAAAAAACAUCCACAAAAGGAGGCAGAUGAAAACACAGCUAGAAGAAUAAAGGCAGACCAAAGCCAGUCCAGCCAGAAUCUGGACCACACUGUGAGGAGGAAAAGAAAGAGGAGGAGCAAAAAAAUUGUGGAUGAAACUCCAACUGAACAUUUGAGGCGUUCAUUUUGGCAGCUGGACAGAAGACACAGCAUUGGACCGCGGCGAACAACAAGAUUUUCAGAUAAAAUCUCAACGAAGCGAAGGAUUAGGCAACCAAAGUGGCUGUUGGAAGACUCUGGCUCUCUGGAAGAAAAUGUUGUCCCGUCUAAGUUUAGAAGGAUGAGGCAGCAAGGCAUGGGCUGGAAAAAGGCUGAUUCUGGACAAAUUAAGAACAAUUCAAAACGUAAACUCAAGGCAGACGAAGACUUAAAAGCAGCACAACCUGAGGAGGAGAAACUGAAAGAAUUGCCUUUGGAUUGUGUUGAGCCACAAAUCAUUCUGGAGAUGUCCCUGCCUGACAACGAGCUCCCUGGAACAUUUUCUGAAGAAGUGCUCCUCGAUCCCAGACGAUUCGCUCCAAAUGUCCUUUUCAAACAGACUUUGAAUGUUCAGGUGGAGGCUCCGGCUGCAAAGGCAGCCCACAGAAAAGAAGUCAUCCUCCGAGCCAGGGAUUUAACCAUGCUAGUUCAACUGCUUCAUUGUUAUGGACCCAGGAGAAAAGGAAGCAGCAGUGGCACCAAUGUUCCUGGAUCAGUGUCAACAAUCACACGCUCAUCGGUUCAAGCAAGUCCCACAAAGACUCCUCCCCGAGAAAAUAGGAGUGCAGUCGCUAAAUCCAAAUCCCAUAAUGGGCUUGAUACAGAACUUGGUUCACAAACGAGAGCCUCCUUGCCGAACAGAGUCUACAGUGUACGAAGAAAAAAAUGCGAUCCUGGGGAGGAGCCUGCUGUGGAGAUUAAUGUCAGCAUUGCAUCACCAGCCGGUGCCAUGGAUAAGUUGCCACAGCGUACAGCUGACAACGAAACCAGUCUGUCACCAAAUCUAAACGUCUCCCAAACUGAAGUUCAAGAUCACAAGCCGCCUCUGUCACCAUGCAAAGAGGCUCCUCCAAAUGCAGUUGCGCUCCAGCGUUGUACUUCGAAUCUUAAGGCGGGUGUGAAAGAGCCUGUAGAACAUCUGUCUGAGAGGUCAGAGGUCACACAUCCACCUGCACAACCCUCUGGACCGUCCCGAGAGCAGAAUGAUCCCAAAGUUCAGCCCAGCCAUCAGCCAACAGGCAGCGUGGAGUCCAUGUCCAGCAAGUCGGAUGCUCAAAACAACUUUGAAGCUACUACUGCUUUAUCUGCCUCUGGAAACCCUGAGCGUCUUCUAUUGAAUGAGGAGGAUGCGUCCGACAACGACAUGGAGCCUAGUGAGUCCACCAUUCUCUCAGAAGAAUCAAGGUUGGUGUUCUCUUGUACUUCCUGCCAAAAGGUCUUCAAGGGUAGCCGGGUAGUGGAGCAUGCAAUGUUCCAUUUCCGCAAGGACGAGUGCAUGUUUUGUUGGACCACUUUUAAAGAUGACCUCUUGGCUAUGAUGCACAUGUCGGACCAUAUUGAGAAGCUUAAGAAGGUCGCAAACAAAACCCCAGACGGCUGCGUGGCUGCGGCCAAGAGUAGUGCUAAACCCAAGACACUUCCAAAACCUAAAAGUCCGUCCAGUGCUGCGACAGGCAGUCGCGCUGGAAUGCUCAGAAGCUCAGCAGGCCAUCACAAAUCCUCAAGAGUUGCUGGUGAAGUGAAGUCUGAGGAACCUUUGAGAAAACAGAGUUUUCACAAGCUGAAUGGUCAUGUGAGCAACAAGAAUUCACUUGGCCGAAGAACAUGCACGAUGUCCAAGUCCAAAAUCAAGUGGUUGCUCCGGCAGAGAGAAAGAACUCCAGCCAGCGUGGAAAAUCAAGCCGAUAAUCAGUCAGCAGAGACAUGUAAACGUGGCAAGAUUCUGUCGGCUUCAGGUCAACAAAACAAAAAUCAGUCUUGGCUUCAGCAAAAUGAAAAUGUGCCUGUGAGGAUGUUGAGGAUCCAUGAAUUCAGAAAAGACACCAAACACAAGGUGAAGGAGGAGAGCCUGAGGUCUCUGGAGAAGGUCCACUGUCCAGCAGAGGGCUGCACCUGGAACACUGACCUUACAAAGAAUCGGGUGGCGCUCUUGUACCACGCUUUGGAGAACCAUCGCGGGGACAAAAGACCUUUAGAAUUGUCAUUUGAAAUUGCUAAUAGUAAGUGUAGUAUUUGCAUGAGAGUUCUGUGGAGCUUUGAACACUUUCAGCACCACGUCGAGAGACACAGACUCACUCCUCGACAUCCUUGUUUGCAUCAAGGGUGCACUGCUCGAUUUAAAACUGGGAUGGAGAUGAGACGGCACGCGAGAAUGCAUAAUCCCCUGCAGGCAAGAUGCUGUCGACCUGGCUGCUCUAAACUCUUCAUUUGUCUCUGGGCGCUUAACCUGCACGAGAAGGAUCACUAUGCUGUUAAAUCCAGCAAAGAGUCGAGGUGCAACAACACUCAGAUCCAUGAUGCUACUCAGGUGUGCGCAAAAAAGAAUAGAAAAUGUGAGCCAGACGCUUCGGUUGGCGGGUCCAGCGCUGCUCCUGACUCGGCUCCAUCAGGAGUACUGAAAACGGAAAGUGAUUCGGAGCAUGCUGCCGAACAGCAGAAUCUCUCUCUGUCGCCCAAGGACACUUCCCCAGCUCAAGAAAAACAUCUUGAUGCUUCCAAAACUCUGAAAGCACUGUCGUCCUUUCUGUUGAAACACAGGUGUAAAAUGGAGCCUCAUUCAACGCAGAGCUCACUUCAGGUCAGUCGGCGUAAACAAGGGCGUCCGUGCAAGCGGAAGGAAGAGGAGUCUUUGUCUACGGACUCUGAGACUGUAGAAGUCAGGUCUGGUCACACCAAGUCGGAGGACGAAAUGACUCGCGUGGACUCUGGAGUUCGUCGGAGAAGGGGCCGUCCUUCUAAAGUGAAGGAAAGCAGUAGCGGUGAUGGGUCGACAGUCGGUGGCGUCAAGGAAGAAGCUGCUGAGAUCUCGGUCACGGGGGCCAGGUUGGAAGACUCUCUCCCAGGUGGCACUGAUGUUCAGAGGAGGGGGAGGGGUCGCCCUCCUAAACUGAGACCAGGAACAAACUGUGUCAAAGAUGAAACUGCUCACACGCCUGUGAUAACCGACACGCUCGACAGCAAAGAAGAAGAACCGCUCCAGUCUCAGAGACGGGGGCGCCCCCUGAAGCUGAGGAGAGGAAUGCCCAACAAUAAGUGGAAAGCAAGCUCAAAGACGGGGUCUGCGCGUGAUGCUAGUCUCCAGAACACAAGCGCGACUACCAGGAUUAAAAACAAGUGGCAGCGAGUUCGGCUGAACGCGAAGGUCCGCAGAAAAGGACGGAUAGGUUUCAACGUAAAAAAGGCAGGGCCUGAUGGCUUCACCAGUCAGAAGAAAAGAGCCGUCAAACUAGGCCACAGGGCCACGGACCAAGCUACGGAAGAUGUCACCGGAAAGGCCGUGAACCAGCAAGUCCAAGAGGUGAUGAGGCAGAGCGCUGACUCCAGUGACACCAGCUGCAGCCCAGAUGCUGGCAGUGAGAAGUCAGGGCUGACGAAGAAGCGCUCCAUUGAAGUGGUUGGGGGUGUGGCUUCCUGCCCCAGUCAACCCAAGAAGCCUGACAUGGAAGACGAGGCAACUGGAAGCAUGAAACGGCAAACCAGAGCGCUGCCUGAUGAAGGUCCGCCAGGGGAAGCUCUGCCAGAGGAAGGACAGGGAGCCGGCGGUGAUGCGCCACAGAUUGCGUUGGGCUCUUUAAAAGAGGCGGAGCUACAGAUGCCUGUCAGGAAGAAGCCUUGUCUGAAAACCCGGUCCAAACACAGCAACCCGUCAGUUAAGGAGGAGGGGGGCAGGAUAUGCGUGGACACACUGAUGGAGUACGGCAAGAAGCCGUACCUGCGGCUGCCGCCCACGGCCUACCUGGACGAGAAGUACACCACCAUGCCACGGCGGAAGAAGGAGAUGCUAGACCAACAUAUGUCUCAAGCAAGUAGCCUCCAGGAGCCUGCCAGCGCCGUGGCCGGCCAGCAGAGGCACCGCUGCACCGACUGCUUCGCCGUCUUCAGCAGCGCGCUGCAGCUGCAGGAGCACCGGCAGCGCCGAAGCUGCUCCAAUCUCUUUGGGUUUGACUCCGACGAGGAGGGAAACGGUUGAGCUUCUGUGGACGACAGGAGCGGAGCGUGGAGAGGCGUCCUUCAGUGGUGGACCUGAGAAGCAGCCAUUGACCAAUGACUACUGAACGCGGAGCCCGCGGGACUUUCUGCACAUGUCCUUGAACUCAAGUGCCUGCUUUGGAGCCACUGUAUGGUUUCCCGCCACUCGCCCAACAUAGACGGUCAAGAGAGGACUUUCUGAAGCUGUGAAUAAGGUCCUGCACUCGUCAGCAUCCGUUUCCCUCACCAAGCCAUACCUUUUGCUUUUUGCACUCCAAAGGAAGCGAGCGGUCUCUGCUUCCCUUUGCUAAUGACUUUCUCACCAUAGCAUCCACAAUAGCUGCACCCAAACAUGUUUGACACCAGGAUGAGUGACUUGUAGAGGCCAGUGUUUCUCUGCAGUGUGUGUGUGUGUGGUCACUUUGUUUUUGCCAUCAAUUUUACAGUCGCUUUUUAGAACCCGUUUUCUCCUCCUUUUUAAUCACCGCUUCAUGAGUAACACGCUACUUAAUUUAAUGCAAGCCUUUCGCACUCAUUAACGUCCGAGGAGCUGCAGACACUCUGGGCGUUGAGGGCCAACUCUGCUGCCAGGACGUGCCGAGGAAGCCCACCAGGAUGUGACAAGAGAGACAUUAAACCAGAGCUGCAGGUUGUAUUUAUUGGUUUUAUUUUCUAUAUUUUGUACAUAAAUGAAGAGUUUCAACUGCUUGUUAUAUAAGGGAUUAUUGGAAAUGGCUUUCUAUUUUGUUCUUGAGGAAAGAAUAAAAGUAAUUUCAAAUU
Messenger RNA from Synchiropus splendidus (mandarinfish), 6475 nucleotides. RefSeq lists its product as uncharacterized. Gene Ontology annotation, molecular function: DNA-binding transcription factor activity, RNA polymerase II-specific; DNA binding. Gene Ontology annotation, cellular component: nucleus. The transcript is spliced from 10 exons. Gene Ontology annotation, biological process: regulation of transcription by RNA polymerase II. Bases 27 to 5696 code for a protein of 1889 amino acids. Lineage: Eukaryota; Metazoa; Chordata; Actinopteri; Syngnathiformes; Callionymidae. The record is from RefSeq and is a predicted model, not a curated record.